Molecule: messenger RNA, 2090 nt
Organism: Apis cerana (Asiatic honeybee)
Lineage: Eukaryota; Metazoa; Arthropoda; Insecta; Hymenoptera; Apidae
Gene: Hsdl2
Product: Hydroxysteroid dehydrogenase like 2
Cellular component (GO): mitochondrion
Source: RefSeq, a predicted model, not a curated record
UCGCCAUAUUGUUUAAAAAUAAAAUUACAAGUAACGAUAAUUUAAAUUCACGAAUUAUAUGUAAUAUUAUUAUUAUAUGUAAUAUUAACUUGUUAAGAGAACAAGCGAAUUAUCAAGCAAAAUUAUUAUUUAAAGCAUAAAUAUUUAUUUAGAUAUUUUUUAUUUAAUUAUUGUUACUUGAUUAAAAUAAUUAUUUUAGAUUUAUAAUAAUUUAUCAAUUUAUAUUUGAAAUGAUUAAUACAGGAAAACUUGCUGGUCGAACAAUUUUCAUUACUGGAGCUUCAAGAGGAAUUGGAAAAUCUAUUGCUUUGAAAGCUGCAAAAGAUGGAGCAAAUAUUGUCAUUGCAGCUAAAACUACAGAAUCACAUCCAAAAUUACCAGGCACUAUAUAUACAGCUGCUAAAGAAAGUAAUUAUAUGUUUGAAGAAAUGGGUGGAAAAGCAUUACCUUGUGUAGUAGAUAUAAGAAUUGAAACAAAUAUAAUUUCUGCAGUGGAAAAUGCUGUUAACAAAUUUGGUGGUAUUGAUAUUCUUAUUAAUAAUGCAAGUGCAAUUCAUUUAAUAGAUACAUCAUCCAUAGAAAUGAAAAAAUAUGAUCUUAUGAAUAAUAUCAAUACUAGAGGAACAUUUCUAGUAUCUAAAGCAUGUCUACCUUAUUUAAAAAAAAGCUCAAAUCCUCAUAUAGUAAAUAUUAGCCCACCAUUAAAUAUAAAACCAAUAUGGUUUAAAAAUCAUAUUGCAUAUACAAUAUCUAAAUAUGGAAUGUCAAUGUGUGCUUUUGGAAUGGCUGAGGAAUUUAAAGAUGAUGGCAUUGCUGUAAAUACUGUUUGGCCAAAAACUGCUAUUGCUACUUCUGCACUUAAAAUGUUAGCUAAUGAAGCAAAUGAUUAUGCUCGUAAACCAGAAAUAAUGGCAGAUGCUGUGUAUGCUUUAAUUUGCAAAGAUAGUAAAUCUAUUACUGGAAAAUUUUUAAUUGAUGAGGAAAUAUUAAGAAAUGAAGGAAUUACAGAUUUCACAGAUUAUGCAUAUAAUCCAGAAAAUAAAGAUAACUUGAUGACGGAUUUAUUUAUAGAUGAAAGUUCAGAUAAAAUAAAUAUAUUAAAUAAAUUAUUUCAAAAAGAUAUAUAUGAUGUAAAUAAUAAAUCAAAUGAAAAAAUUGCACAAAUAUUUACUGUUAUUCAAGCUAACUUGAAUCAUGAACUUGUUAAUAAAAUUGGAGCUAUAUUUCAAUUUAAUGUUAAAGGUAAUGAAGCAGGUACGUGGUUUUUGGAUUUAAAAACUGGAGAUGGUGUAGCAGGUAAAGGAAAACCUAAUCAAUCACCAGAUGUUACUUUGACAAUGGAUUCUGAAAACUUUUUUGCUAUGUUUUCUGGAAAAUUAAAACCUGCAUCAGCAUUUGUAAUGGGAAAACUGAAAAUUAGUGGAAAUCUUCAAAAAGCAAUGAAAUUAGAAAAAUUGAUGCAACUUUUAAAAUCUAAACUUUAAAAAUUAAAUGUUUUCUUUUUUUAAGAAGUAUAUCUUAAAUUAAGAUGAAAAUAUUCUUUUCAUAUUAAACAUAUUGUUACUUUUUUAAAAUUAAAUAUAUAUAUAUAAUAAUUAUAUAAAAUAUAUUAUAUUAUAUAUAAUAUAAUAUAUAAAACGAUAUAUUAUAAAAUAGAAUAUAAUAAAAUUACAAUAAAUUGGAUAAAUGCACAUAAUUCAGAUUCCAAUCUGGAAUAUUGAAAUUGAUUCUUGAUUCCAAUAUGAUUCCAUCUAUUUCGAAAUUUUUUUUGUAUUUCAUCAUGCAUAGAAAACAACAAUAAAUGAAAGGAAAUAAGAACUAAAAGUUAAAAUAAAUAUAUUUGUUUUAUAAUAUCUUUAACAAUAAUAAUAAUUUUAUGAAAUUCAAUAAUCCUGUGCAAUUAUUCAAUUUUUAUUGUGUACAUAAUUUUUAAAAAUUAAAAAAUAUAAAAUAUAAAAUAUAUUUUUAUAUAUUCUUAUAAUAUUUUGUAUUUUAUAUAUUUUUAUUGUUAUUUAACAAUAAAUAAAAGAAAACUAUAUUUUUAAAAUAUUAUAUAUAUAAUUUUAAAUAAAAUUUAAAGAUAUUAAUAA